This is a messenger RNA of Dermacentor silvarum, 906 nucleotides long. Its product is annotated as organic cation transporter protein-like. The record is from RefSeq and is a predicted model, not a curated record. Gene Ontology annotation, molecular function: transmembrane transporter activity. Gene Ontology annotation, cellular component: membrane. NCBI's taxonomy places the organism in Eukaryota, Metazoa, Arthropoda, Arachnida, Ixodida, Ixodidae. Bases 1 to 906 code for a protein of 301 amino acids. Gene Ontology annotation, biological process: transmembrane transport. The transcript has 3 exons.
AUGGAUGAAGGUUCGCUGACUGCCGCCAUCAAGGAGAAGCCUGACAAGUUUGGAUCGGCAUUCAUCCUGCCCGGGGGUUUGUCCUUCAGAUGUGGAAACAACUCGUCGGGGAUCCGUGCGACAUCCUGCGGCGGGGCGGCUGCGACCGGGGGAGUUCGAGUACGCGCCGUCUACGGUGCCCACACGGCGGUGAACGAGUUCGAGCUGGUAUGCGACCGGCGCUGGUUGGCCGCCUCGUGCCAGAGCCUGGCAAUGGUCGGACUAGCGCUGGGCGCGCUCGCCUUCGGCCGCAUCUCGGACCGCAGCGGCCGGCGCGUCGCACUGCUCUGCGGCGCCGGCGUGCACGCCGUCGGUAGCCUAGCCGCGGCGCUCGCUCCCAGCGCCGCGGUAUACUCUCUCUCGGCUGGUCACCUCGCUGGGUGCAGCGUCGGCGCCCUCCCUGGACGUGUUGCUGGUGGAGUCGCUGGUGCCGGCACUGCGGAGUGCGGACAGCGUGGCAGUCUCGCUCGGCUUCUCGCUGGCGCUAUCUGUGCCGCCUGGCUCACCCCGACGCUGUCCAGCGCUGGCGCGGCCUGCAUGCGCUCAUGCUGCUCUAUGCGGCCAUCGUGUUCGCGUGCUCGCGCCUGCUGCACGAGUCGCCCGCUGGCUGCUGGCCGCGGGCGCCUCGACGACGCCCGCGCCGCCGUUGCCCGCACGGCUCGCUUCAACGGUCUGCCCCGCGGAAAGGUGCAGAUGCUCGUGCAGGGUUUGGCCAGUGAGGAACGCAGUGCGCCAGCGACUCCACUUCACCACAUCGUCCGUUCUCGAAAUCUGCGUUCCUACACCGCCUUCAUGUGGUUUCAGACGUCCAGCCACUGGUUCCUCUACUUACUACUCGUCAUCCUCCCACGAGCCUCUUCCAUCUGA